Messenger RNA from Apis florea (little honeybee), 1295 nucleotides. Its product is annotated as metallophosphoesterase domain-containing protein 1. NCBI's taxonomy places the organism in Eukaryota, Metazoa, Arthropoda, Insecta, Hymenoptera, Apidae. Gene Ontology annotation, molecular function: hydrolase activity. The record is from RefSeq and is a predicted model, not a curated record.
AAUGUAAACGUUUAAUUUGUAAGAGAGAGCGAACAAAAUAUGUAAUACAUGUGUAAAUCUAUAGUCUUCGUUGCAUAAAGUUUUCUUUGUUGAUCAAGUUAUUAAUAUUGUUGUAUGAAAGAUACAAUAUGAAGUUGAUGUAUAUACAAAAAUAGAUUCUUUUUUUUAUUUUUUUAAAUCAUUUGACAAGAAAGUGUCACAAUCUUUUUAGCAUGAUGAUAGAGAUUCAUCCAUUGACAAACAAUCCUACAGCAGCUUGGCAUGAAUUAUCACAACAGCAAAAAGUUAUUAAAAUAAAUACUAAACUUCCAACAACUAAAGCGCCAAAUGAUAAGCUUCGUGUUGUUUGUAUGAGUGAUACUCAUUCAUUAACACCAUUUAUAAAAUUUGAUAUACCUAUGGGAGAUGUUUUUAUACAUGCUGGAGAUUUUACAAAAUGUGGUAGUUUACAAGAAGUUAUAGAGUUUAAUGAUUGGAUUGGUAAUUUACCACACAGAAAUAAAAUUGUUAUAGCUGGUAAUCAUGAACUUAGCUUUGAUCCUACAUUUACUCAUCCCUUUUCUUUACAAACCAGUGGUAAUCGUCAAAAACAUACAGGGACCAGUAUUCUUGAUAAUAUACCUACAUUAGGGAUGUCCAAAGAUACUCUUGCAGAAGCAAUACAGACUACUAAUAUUAAAGAUUAUUUGACAAAUUGUAUUUAUUUAGAAGAUUCAGAAAUUGUAAUACAUGGAAUAAAGAUAUACGGCACUCCAUGGCAACCAGAAUUUUGUAAAUGGGCAUUUAAUGUACCUCGUGGAGAAGCAUGUCUUUCAAAAUGGGAAAUGAUACCAUCGGAUACAGAUAUUCUUGUAACACAUACGCCACCCGUAGGACACGGAGAUUUAUGUUGUAGCGGUGUAAGAGCUGGAUGUGUCGAGUUACUUUCUACGGUUCAAAAUCGAGUUAAACCAAAGUAUCAUGUUUUUGGUCAUAUACACGAAGGAUAUGGUAUCUCAUCCGAUGGAAAAAUAAUAUAUAUAAAUGCAUCAACAUGCGAUUUAAAUUAUUUACCAAGUAAUCCACCAGUAGUCUUCGAUAUAACAUUACCAUCUGGUCAUUAUAAAUCAUAAAAAAGAUUAAAUAUAGUAUUAAAUUUCAUUACAUACAAACAUAUUAAUCAAGUAUAUAUAAGAAAACAUUAAUUUAUUUAUGUAUAUAUUUUUAUGAAUUUUGUUACAUAUUACAUAUUUUUUAUAUUUAAUAUUAUCCAUCUAUUCUAGAAAAUUGCAGAUCAUAUAUAAAAAAAUUAUAAU